UAAUAAAGAUAGGGACAUACUUAUUGAGUUUCUAAUAUUAUUUAAAAUUAUUAAGGACACUAAUAAACGUUAAAUUAACAUCAAAAGGUGGAUUAUCAUAUAAACGAGAAAAGUUGACCUUGAACCUGUAGUAUAUAACAUCCAAGUGUUGUUUACGGACGAGUGUACAGUGUGUGAAAGAUACUUACCAUAACAUGUGUUACCUGUUGUAGUCCAAGAGUCUAUACUUAUAUAAAAAUGUCACAUAGACUUAAUUUACCAAGAACUUUACACAGAUAUUGCUGUUUUAUGUCCAGAAAUAUAUCAAGACAGUUUGGUGGGUCGUCUGCCUUCAGUACCUGGUUAUCAUAUAAUUGUACUAGUCUCACAUUUACGGAUAAUGUCAGAAGACAAAAGGCACAUCAGCCUUUGUGUAUUCAUCCACCAGUAAUUAGCUGUGGGAGAAGACUAAAGCACAGAUACUCUCGCGGUGGUGAUGGUGGGGGUAAAGAUGAAAUAUCACAUCUCUUCAUUCCAGUGCCAGUCAAGGCGAGGCAGGAUGAAAUUAAUGUGGGCGAGGAGAUGGCUGGACCACUAAAGAAAGAGGACAUCUUACGUGUCCUGAACCGUUUCUAUACCAAUGAAGAUAUUAAGGAAUUAGCUAAAGAAAAUGGAUUAGACAAUUACCUGUAUCAACAGACCUUCAUAAGUUUCCGAAAGUUCUGCCUUGACUCAGAAUCGUUGCCAGUUGAUCUCCACAUUAUCAUUAGUGAUAUAAUUCAAGGUGCAGGCCAUAUCCACGACAUAUACACAAGUUUUAUGAAGCAUGCCCAGAAGAUAUUCCCACACUUAAUCUGUAUGGAUGAUCUUUAUAAGAUAUCAGAUUUAUCAAAUCCUCCAAACUGGUAUUCUGAGGCACGAGCAUUGAACCGCAAGAUAAUAUUUCAUGCAGGACCUACCAAUAGUGGGAAGACGUAUCAUGCAUUGGAACAGUUUCUGAAUGCUGAGUCUGGGAUAUAUUGUGGACCCUUGAAGCUGUUAGCUACUGAAGUCUUUAAUAAAAGUAACAGCAGGGGUACACCCUGUGACUUGGUGACUGGAGAAGAAAGAAGGUUUGGCAACACUGAUGGCUCGGCAGCAAGACAUGUAGCGUGUACUGUUGAAAUGGCAUCUGUGAAUAACGCUUAUGAUGUUGCUAUAAUUGAUGAAAUUCAGAUGAUACGUGAUCCAAUGCGCGGCUGGGCUUGGACUCGAGCAUUGCUAGGUCUCUGUGCGAAGGAGGUUCACAUCUGUGGGGAAGCUUCAGCUAUUGGUCUAGUAAAUGAACUUGCAGUUGCAAUUGGAGAAGAAGUAGAGAUUAGAAGAUACAAAAGGUUGACAGAUCUAACUGUCGAGAAUUAUGCUCUGCAAACCUUUGACAAUGUUCACCCAGGGGACUGCAUUGUUUGUUUUAGUAAGAGAGACAUUCACCACGUCUCACGUGAAAUAGAACGGAGGGGCCAUGAAGUUGCUGUCAUUUAUGGAGGCCUCCCUCCAGGCACCAAACUUGCUCAAGCUUUUAAAUUCAAUGAUCCCAGUCAUCCUUGCAAGAUCCUUGUUGCUACAGAUGCUAUUGGCAUGGGCCUCAACCUGAGUAUUCGUCGCAUCAUCUUCUAUUCUCUCAUACGACCAAAUAUUAAUGAGAAGGGAGAAAAGGAGAUGGAAACCAUCAGUGUAUCUUCAGCAUUACAAAUUGCCGGAAGAGCUGGUCGCUAUGGCACACAAUGGGAUCACGGCUAUGUAACUACCAUGAAGUCCGAAGAUCAUUCAACUUUAAGUCGACUUCUGUCACAUGUGCCGGAGGAGAUUGAACAGGCAGGGCUCCACCCGACAGCUGACCAAAUAGAAUUGUUUGCUUUUCAUCUGCCUAAUUAUACUCUCUCCAACCUCAUUGAUGUUUUUGUGAAUCUAUGCACUGUGGAUUCGUCACUAUACUUCAUGUGCCUGAUGGAUGAUUUCAAGUUCCUUGCUGAUUUGAUUCAACACAUCCCUCUCCCACUACGGUCUCGUUAUGUCUUCUGCUGUUCCCCAAUCAAUAAGAAAAUGCCUUUUGUGUGUGCAAUGUUUCUAAAGUUUGCUCGCCAGUAUUCUCAAAAUGAGCCGGCCACGUUAGAUUGGUUGUGUCAUCAAGUCAAGUGGCCCUUUUCAACUCCAAGCACUCUUUUAGAUUUGGUACACCUAGAGGAAGUUUACGAUGUCUUCGAUCUUUACCUCUGGUUAAGUUAUCGUUUUCCUGACAUGUUUCCUGAAGGAGAGUUAGUAAGAGACCUACAGACUGAACUGGAUGGAAUGAUUGAUGAUGGGGUUACACAGAUUGUCAGACUUCUCCGUAACGGGGACACUCGUAUCUCAAACACUGCAGCAGACACAGAGGACACGUUCAUCAUGGAUCAACGGAAGAAGAACAAAUUUAGAGAUCGCACAUUCUCUUUGGGAAACUCAGAACAUCUACGCCAAGGUCCAGAAACUCAAAAGUUAACACUUUCUGGUAGACCCAGCAAAAGAGCUCUUACUCGUGGCAGUUUGACAGAGCGGCUCUUAGCACAGGGUCUUCUGUCACCAAAGAUGCUGGCUGAACUACAGCGGGAAUGGCAGCAGCAGAACAAUGAUGAUGACAAUGACAAUCCACCUACUAAACCAAAGAGAAACAAACCAAAUAGACGAUAAAAGUUAUGUUCUUGUAUAGUAAAGGUCACAGUGAAGUGUCAGUAAAGUGAAGGAACACCGCUGUUUAUAAUUUAUGAAAAAAAAUUAUGCAAUGGCUUUGCUGUUCAUAUGUUCAUAAAAAAGUUUAAAAAUGAAUUAGAGCUCACAUUUAUAUCAUUGUUAUAUACAGUGUUGUAUUAUACAGUUGAGGGUCCCUGACUUACUAAUGCCCACCGAUAGGAAUGUGGUUAAACUUGAAAACAGUAUUUUAUUUACCUGAAGUCUUAUUUUUUUACUUUCAUUUACUUUAUUUUGUCAUUCUAUUUCUUCAUUUGUCUUAAAUUAAGUGAUUUUAGAUGUAUAUAAGGACUUAGGCUAUGAUAUAGUGGGAUUUUAAACAUUGUUCUGUAAGUACGGUAAACACAUACAGUAGCAUGUGUUUCGACUUACGUGCAAAUCCAACUUAAGAACUUCCUCGGGAACGGAACCUGUUCGUAACUCGGGGACCCCCUGUAUGGAUUUACAGGCAGUCCCCGAGUUACGACCGUCCGACUUACGAUCAUCCGCACUUGUGAACGGGAUCCCAAUGCAUUCAUCGGAAUUUUUUUAAAUUAAAAUCCCAUUUUUUUACAUUAUUUUAAUUAAUUUAUAUUGUUUAACAUCACUCAAUUUACAAGGUAUAGUAUUUUCAUUAUUUGUUAUAUAUGGGAUAUUCUUGUUGUUUUGUAUGGGCAGGGUUGUGCUUUAACUUAACCUAAACUAUGGAAUUAACACUGUUCUGACUUAACAACAAAUCAAUUUACGGUCAGGGUCCAGGAACAUAUCCCUGUUGUAAGUCGGGGAGAGCCUGUAUACUUGUAUAUAUACUGUACUGUAUUAAAUAAAUUUUAUAAAAUA
Messenger RNA from Homarus americanus (American lobster), 3561 nucleotides. RefSeq names its product ATP-dependent RNA helicase SUV3 homolog, mitochondrial-like (gene Suv3). Gene Ontology annotation, biological process: RNA catabolic process; mitochondrial RNA 3'-end processing. Lineage: Eukaryota; Metazoa; Arthropoda; Malacostraca; Decapoda; Nephropidae. Gene Ontology annotation, molecular function: hydrolase activity, acting on acid anhydrides; RNA helicase activity; ATP binding. Gene Ontology annotation, cellular component: mitochondrial degradosome. Bases 238 to 2685 code for a protein of 815 amino acids. The transcript has 17 exons. The record is from RefSeq and is a predicted model, not a curated record.